AUUCCUGCAGGGAGGGAGGAGAGAAGGCGACGGUGGGAGGGGGAGGUACCUGGGACUGGGAGUGAUGUCAGCUCCCGGCGCGGUGCCUGCCCGGAUUCCUGCCAUGGUGUAGGGCAGGCAGGGUGGGGAAGGCGCCGGAGAGGACCCGAGCGCGCAGAGCCCGCGGCGGGGCCCGAGUGCUGGGGCUUUGAACUCCGAGGGAGGGAGGACCAGAACUUUUGGAACUAGCGCCGGUGGCUCGCCACCCCCCAGUAUAAAAGAAUUUGUAUGGAUCAGUUUGCUUAGUAUAGUCAAGAUUUGAAGAGCUAAAAUCAGUAUUAAACCUGUUUUUUGAAAAUAUCUAGGUUGGACUUUGCCUUGACAAAUAAGAAAAUGAUGAGUGACGCAAGUGACAUGUUGGCUGCGGCGUUGGAGCAGAUGGAUGGUAUCAUAGCAGGUUCUAAAGCCCUGGAAUAUUCCAAUGGGAUUUUUGAUUGCCAGUCCCCCACUUCUCCUUUCAUGGGAAGCUUGCGAGCUCUGCACCUUGUGGAAGACCUGCGUGGACUGUUGGAGAUGAUGGAAACAGACGAGAAGGAAGGCCUGAGAUGCCAGAUCCCCGACUCGACAGCAGAAACGCUUAUUGAAUGGCUUCAGAGUCAAAUGACAAACGGACACCUUCCUGGGAACGGAGAUGUGUAUCAGGAAAGGCUGGCACGUUUAGAAAAUGAUAAAGAAUCCCUCGUACUUCAGGUAAGUGUGUUAACAGACCAGGUGGAGGCUCAGGGAGAGAAGAUUCGAGAUUUGGAGUUUUGUCUGGAAGAGCACAGAGAGAAGUUGAAUGCCACAGAAGAAAUGCUGCAGCAGGAGCUUCUGAGUAGGACAUCCUUAGAAACUCAGAAAUUGGAUCUGAUGGCUGAAAUAUCUAACUUGAAGUUGAAAUUGACGGCUGUGGAGAAGGACAGAUUAGAUUAUGAAGACAGAUUUAGGGACACAGAGGGGCUAAUUCAGGAGAUCAAUGAUUUGAGGUUAAAAGUCAGUGAAAUGGACAAUGAGAGACUUCAGUAUGAAAAAAAGCUUAAAUCAACCAAAUCUUUAAUGGCCAAACUUUCUAGCAUGAAAAUCAAGGUGGGUCAGAUGCAGUAUGAAAAGCAGCGGAUGGAACAAAAACAGGAGUCACUGAAGGAUGAACUGGCAUCUUUAAAAGAACAACUGGAAGAAAAGGAAGCUGAAGUAAAAAGACUACAUGAAAAAUUGGUUUCCAAGAUGAAAGGAGAAGGGAUUGAAAUUCUUGAUAGAGAUGAAAAUUUUAAAAAGAAGCUCAAAGAAAAAAAUGUUGAAGUACAAAAAAUGAAAAAGGCUGUGGAGUCUUUGAUGGCAGCAAAUGAAGAAAAGGAUCGGAAAAUAGAAGAUCUUCGACAGUGCCUGAACAGGUACAAGAAAAUGCAAGAUAUGGUGGUACUGGCCCAAGGUAAAAAAGGCAAAGAUGGCGAGUAUGAAGAUCUGCUCCAUUCCAGCUCCAUCUCGGCUUUGUUGGACACACAGGGUUUUAGUGACCUGGAGAAAAGUCCACCACCUACUCCAGUCACGGGAUCUCCCAGUCGUGACCCAUUUAACACAAGUGCUCCCGAAGAGUUCCAUACCAGCAUCUUGCAAGUUUCAAUCCCUUCAUUAUUGCCAGCAUCUAUAGACGUGGAAACUUCUGAAAAUUCAAAGUUGCCUCCUAAGGCAGAGACUUCAUUUGAAGAGAAUGAUGGAAAAAUAAUCCUUGGUGCUGCUGUGGAAACCCAGCUAUGUGAUAGUGUUUUAAUUUCAAGUCUGCAAAAGUCCAGCAGCCUGGGCAAUCUGAAGAAAGAGCAAUCAGAUGGGGAAAAGGAGUCUAUUCAGAAGCCUUCAGAGGAUAAACCUCCAGCGGAAAGCCCGUUCGGGAGCCUCCCUCCCAAAGCUCCAGGACACAAUGCCUCCAUGGAUGACAACCCCUUUGGCACUCGAAAAGCCAGAUCUUCCUUUGGCCGGGGCUUUUUUAAAAUCAAAAGUAACAAGAGGACAGCAAGUGCCCCAAACCUGGAUCGUAAACGAAGUGCCAGUGCACCCACCUUAGCUGAAACAGAAAAGGAGACAGAGCACCUAGAUCUGGCAGGUGUGUCUUCUCGGCCAAAAGGUUCCCAGGGGAACAGUUCCUUCCAGAUAUCUCCACCAUCUCCGGAUUCCAAAAAGAAAUCCAGAGGUAUCAUGAAACUCUUUGGAAAACUUAGGAGAAGUCAGUCAACGACAUUCAACCCAGAUGACAUGUCUGAGUCUGAAUUCAAAAGAGGAGGGACAAGGGCAACUGCAGGGCCCCGACUGGGUUGGUCUCGAGACUUGGGACAGUCUAACAGUGACUUGGAUAUGCCAUUUGCCAAAUGGACCAAGGAACAAGUGUGCAGUUGGCUCGUGGAACAGGGCUUGGGCUUCUACCUGAAUUCUGGCAAGCACUGGAUUACAUCUGGCCAAACGCUUUUGCAGGCUUCUCAACAAGAUCUAGAGAAGGAACUUGGAAUCAAGCAUUCCCUUCAUCGAAAGAAACUCCAGCUGGCACUGCAAGCCCUGGGAUCCGAAGAAGAAACCAAUCAUGGGAAGCUAGAUUUCAACUGGGUCACUAGAUGGCUGGAUGACAUUGGCCUCCCCCAGUACAAGACUCAGUUUGAUGAAGGACGGGUAGAUGGUCGAAUGCUCCAUUACAUGACUGUUGAUGACCUGCUGUCUUUGAAGGUGGUGAGUGUGCUACACCAGCUCAGCAUCAAAAGGGCCAUCCAGGUCCUGAGGAUCAAUAACUUUGAACCAAACUGUCUCCGGAGGCGCCCAUCUGACGAGAAUAGCAUCGCCCCAUCAGAGGUUCAGCAGUGGACCAACCAUCGAGUGAUGGAGUGGCUACGCUCCGUGGACUUGGCCGAAUACGCCCCCAACCUCAGAGGCAGUGGUGUCCAUGGUGGGCUCAUGGUUCUAGAACCUCGUUUUAAUGUAGAAACAAUGGCUCAGUUAUUGAACAUCCCACCAAAUAAGACUUUGUUGCGAAGGCAUUUAGCCACUCAUUUCAACCUUCUGAUCGGUACUGAGGCCCAACGCCAGAAGCGAGAUGCCAUGGAGUUACCAGACUAUGUACUACUAACAGCUACUGCCAAAGUGAAGCCAAAGAAACUUACCUUCAGCAAUUUUGGGAAUCUGAGAAAGAAGAAACAAGAAGAUGGUGAAGAAUAUGUUUGUCCAAUGGAAUUGGGACAGGCAUCAGGAAGCGCAUCUAAGAAAGGAUUUAAAGCUGGUUUGGACAUGCGCCUAUAUGAUGAAGAUGAUUUGGACCGAUUAGAGCAGAUGGAAGAUUCAGAAGGGACAGUGAGACAGAUAGGUGCAUUCUCUGAAGGCAUCAACAAUCUGACGCACAUGUUAAAAGAAGACGACAUGUUUAAAGACUUUGCUGCCCGUUCCCCCAGUGCCAGCAUCACAGACGAAGACUCAAAUGUUUGACCCUAGCACCUGGGUGAACAUGAGGAGCUCUUAGUCUUUCCUCCACUUUCUUCUCCAAACUCUCACAGUAUAUAUACAAGCAACAGUCUGUAUAUUGUUUAUCCAUCCAGCUUCUGCUUACUGAGAAGCAGGGGAGACGUGCCAAUUCUGAAGGUGCCACGCAAAAUGAGACACUGGCAAAUGAGAGUAUAAUUGUUUUUCCUCUAUUUAAUGUAAAAAUAUGUGAUAUAUUUUAUUUAAAGUGUUGCAUUUAAGAUGA
Messenger RNA from Lemur catta (Ring-tailed lemur), 3736 nucleotides. RefSeq names its product PPFIA binding protein 1 (gene PPFIBP1). Gene Ontology annotation, molecular function: protein binding. The transcript is spliced from 31 exons. Gene Ontology annotation, biological process: neuromuscular junction development. NCBI's taxonomy places the organism in Eukaryota, Metazoa, Chordata, Mammalia, Primates, Lemuridae. Bases 373 to 3477 code for a protein of 1034 amino acids. Gene Ontology annotation, cellular component: presynaptic active zone. The record is from RefSeq and is a predicted model, not a curated record.